UAUAGAUGGGUUUCAUUUCAUUAGUUCUACGUGGUUUUCAUUUUAUUUUGCAACAUAAAUUAUAUAUGAACAGGAAAAAAUAUCGUUCAAAACAAAGUGUUUUAGAUUGAGAUGUUAAACCGUCUCUACGUUAGAAAUACCCAAAAGGGCGGGGACAAUUCCAAAAAUGACGAUUGAACAUUAUCAAUAAUGGCAAAGAUAAUGUUUUGGAUAAACUGUGCGUGAUCGCUUAUCAGCGUCGAUACAGUACCGGAGAUACUCACCCGUAUUUGCCGUCCGCCUCACAAUACCAAAAUGGCCGAGCUCCAAAGGUACACGCGGGCUGAGGUAGCAACCAAGACUGGCAAGAACGGCGCUCCCAUCUGGAUUAUAUAUAAGGACUCCGUUUAUGAUUGUACCAAAUAUGUUGAUGAGCAUCCAGCUGGUCCAGACAUCUUGCUAGAUGAAGGCGGCAAGGAUGUCAGCAAAACCUUCGAGGAGGCUGGCCACACUGCAGACGCGUACACCAUCCUCGCCAAAUACAAGAUUGGAGAGUUGGUGGAAGAAGAGAAACAUUACGACGCCAACGGGAAGAAAAAGAAACGGGUGGUGGCUGCACAACCAGAGGGUGAAAGUAGAGGCUGUCUUAGCAGAGUUACUUGUGGGUUGCUAGGCUAAAAAUCAUUUUUUAUAAACUCAUUUUAAAAAUGUGUGGACACGAAUGAAAAAAAAAACACACACAUUAGACUAGGAAAUCGAAAUAUGCUACACUUUUUGUACAUUUACAUUUUU
This is a messenger RNA of Colias croceus (clouded yellow), 771 nucleotides long. RefSeq names its product cytochrome b5-like. The record is from RefSeq and is a predicted model, not a curated record. Bases 295 to 657 code for a protein of 120 amino acids. Gene Ontology annotation, molecular function: heme binding. Gene Ontology annotation, cellular component: membrane; intracellular membrane-bounded organelle. NCBI's taxonomy places the organism in Eukaryota, Metazoa, Arthropoda, Insecta, Lepidoptera, Pieridae. The transcript is spliced from 4 exons.